This is a messenger RNA of Salvia splendens (bonfire salvia), 909 nucleotides long. Its product is annotated as F-box/LRR-repeat MAX2 homolog A-like. Gene Ontology annotation, cellular component: nucleus; SCF ubiquitin ligase complex. NCBI's taxonomy places the organism in Eukaryota, Viridiplantae, Streptophyta, Magnoliopsida, Lamiales, Lamiaceae. The record is from RefSeq and is a predicted model, not a curated record. The transcript has a single exon. Bases 1 to 909 code for a protein of 302 amino acids. Gene Ontology annotation, biological process: SCF-dependent proteasomal ubiquitin-dependent protein catabolic process.
AUGUUCUUCUCCAAGUGCGGCCGCCUCAAAUCGUUAUAUCUCUCCUCCUUCUACUACUGGACCGACGACGUUCCGCCGGCGCUCGAGGCUUACCAUUCCCUAGCUUUGAAUCUCACUCGAUUGGAUAUCCUGAAUCCUUCAUUUUCCGAGGGAUUCAAAUCGGAUAAGAUCAAGGUUAUCACCAAAUCCUGCCCCAAUCUGAUUGAAUUCAAAGCUUCCUGCAGAUUUGAUCCGAGGUAUAUUGGCUUCGUCGAAGACGAAGCCCUAGUUUCUGUAUCGGUGAAUUGCCCCAAAUUGGGGGUUCUUCAUUUAGCUGAUACGUCCACCCUAUUGAACGCGCGCGGCGAUGGAUUCACGGCGGAGGAUGCGAGUAUCAAUGUAGCCACCUUGAUCGAGGCCUUCUCCGGUCUGCCAUUGCUGGAGGAAUUGGUGCUGGAUAUCUGCAACAAUGUCCGAGACAUUGGUGCAGCGUUUGAAGUUCUCAAUUCAAGCCCUAAAUUGAGAUCACUCAAGUUAGGGUUUUUCCAUGGGAUCUCGAUGCCUGUAGAGUCGAAAUUGGACGGCAUGGCGCUUUGCCAAGGGCUAAAAUCGCUGUCGAUUCGGAACGUGGGGGACUUGGAUGAUAUGGGUUUGAUUGGAAUAGGUAGAGGCUGUUGCAGAUUGGCUGAGGUUAAGAUCCAUGGCUGCAGCAAGAUCACAAUGAGAGGGAUGAGGACUCUGGCUUCCUUGCUUCGGAAAACACUCGUUGAUGUUGGAGUCUUUUGCUGCAGCAACCUCCCCACCCGCCAGUGCUUUGAAGGCGUUGGAGCCGAUACAAGAUAUGAUCGAACGCCAUCACAUCGAUUGUAUUUGGGACUCUGGACAGGAGCUUUAUAUAUGCUUUCUUCUAUGGGGUUUUUAGGAGACUGA